Molecule: messenger RNA, 1949 nt
Organism: Schistosoma curassoni
Lineage: Eukaryota; Metazoa; Platyhelminthes; Trematoda; Strigeidida; Schistosomatidae
Source: the annotation of a GenBank genome assembly
GGGAUCUCUUUUCAACGAAUUUAUUAUCAAGCUAGUAUUAUAAUUUUUUGGUUAGCGUUUCUUUAGCGAGUUAGUUUUCUACGAGAUGGGGUCGCUAACCCUAUGCCCAACACCCCUCCUUUAUCCGGGAUUGGGACCGGCAGUAACCCUUGGAGGGACUUCAGGCGAAGUUAUAAUUUUUCUGGGCAACAUCAUUGAUGAACACGGUGGAUCUGAUGCGGAUGUGAAAGCGCGGAUUGGAAAAGCAAGAGCAGCACAUUUACAACUGAAAAACAUCUGGAACUCUAAACAACUGUCAACCAACACCAAAAUAAGAAUUUUCAAUACAAAUGUCAACACAGUUCUAUUGUAUGGGGCGGAAACCUCGAGAACUACGAAAGCCAUCAUUCAGAAGAUAUAAGUGUUUAUUAACAGUUGUCUACACAAAAUACUUCGCAUCCGUUGGUCAGACACUAUCAGAAACAACCUAUUGUAGGAGAGAACAAAUCAGAUCCCAGUGGAGGAGGAAAUCAAGGAGAAGCACUGGAAGUGGAUAGGAUACACAUUGAGGAAAGCAGUGAACUGCAUCACAAGAUAAGCCCUCAUAUGGAAUUCUCAAGAUCAAAAGAACACAUUACGCCGGGAAAUGGAGACAGACAUGAGAAGAAUAAACAAAAAUGGGAUAGAACUGGAAAGGAAGGCAGAGUGGGAGAGAGUGUGUUGGAGAAUGCUGGUCGGCGGCCUAUGCUCCAUUAGGAGUAACAGGAUAUAUCAGUUCAUUACGGAUUAGUAUAAAACAAUAGAAAAUGUGUACUGUUGUAUUGAGGCUAACAUUAUUAUUGAUAAAUUCCUUAGUUGGACUAUCAGCAUUAAUAGUUUCAUCGUUUGGUGCAAUUUUAACUUGGGGCAGAGAUACUAUAACAAGAGAAUUGGAUGAUGUAAUUGGUCCAAUGAUUAAGAAAAUGUAUGGUGAUGAAGUAGCGCAAGAUUUCACAGAUAUGGCAUCUGGUAUCUUACAAUUAACAAGUCCAUUCGGUUUCAUUUUAUUCAUAUUAGGAUUAGUUUCCUUGGCUAUUUGUUUAUUCGGUUUCUGUGGAGCAUGUUGUAAGAGUAUUCUUUGCCUUAGAGUGUACAUUGGGUUACUUUUGGUACUGGUCAUUAUUGAGACUACUGCAAUGAGUUUUUAUUACACCGAUCGUGAAUCAAUAUUCAAGUUAGCUAGAAAAAUUGCUCAUAACUCUCUGAGAAAUUAUCAUUCAAUUGGUUCUAAUAAUACUGAUAGUAUAAUAUAUUCAGUUAUUAUGCCAACUCUAAAUUGUUGUGGAUUAUUGAAUGGAUCUGAUUUUGAUGAUUCACCUAAUUUUCAAAGAAAAGUACUUUUUAAUGAACAAAAUUUCGAUUUGAAAUAUCCUAUUCCCUGUUGUAAAAUGGAUGCUAAAUUUGUCGUUCUCGAUCCGACAUGUCCGGGAGAAUUUAACAUUAAGAAUUCAAAUAUUCAUGAAGGUUGUUGGGUGAAACUACGACAGAUAAUUGGCUUCUAUGGUGGAAUGAUUGUGAUUUGUGGAUUAGUUGUAAUUUUAUUCCAACUUCUAUUGAUUAUCGGAACAACAGUGAUACUAACCACUGGAUAUCCUUAAAAGAGUCAAGGAAGUAUCGAUCAUUACAUUAUUCAAACAUGUAACGAGAAAAAGAAGAGUGUACUUGUAUAAUUCAACUAUUGACAGUAUUUGUUACUUUCUUAAGAAAAAAAGGGUAAAUAUUUCCGAAAUUUUAGACCAUCAUGAAAAGCAAUAGUUUCAGCUGACUUCUUUAUUGAUUGCCUAAAAAAACCCAUUUCAAUUCAAUUUACAGUCUUUAAAUGUUAUUUUAUCUUAAAAGAAGAUGUCUGUCAAGUAAAUGCUUGCCAAAAUAAACAACAUUCCUUAUAAUUAAACAAUUACAAAACACAAUAAUCUCCAGUAUGAUUUGAA